CACUAACGCGCAUGCGUCAUCUGGGAGCCUUCGCAGGCGCAGGCGCAGUGUCGUCGCCGGCUGAAGCGGGCGGAUUCUGAGGCUGGAGGCGGAGGAAGAAGAAGAAGGCGACGACGAGGGGAGCCCGCUGCCGCCUCAUGUAUCAGGGGAGCCGGGCGGUGGCCGGGCGCCUCGGGCCCCGCUGCCCUUGGAGGUGGGAAGGAAGAGGAGGCGGCGGCGAGAGGCUUCGGCAAGGCCAGGGCGACACGGCGCGGUGCUGCCACCGAGCGCGGCCGCGGGAGCUCGAUGCCUCUUGGGAUAAACUACCUCCAGGGCUUGUUCCUCCCAGCUCUGUACGGCCGGCAUUUCCCUCCCUGUCCGUCAAGAAGAAACCAUCAAAGUCUCCCAGCAUUUUUCCGGUUCUGUCCAUGCCGUCCGCCAACAACUUUGCCAUUGUCAGCUCUCCUGAAGUCAAGACCAGCCUUGGCCCACCAACGCACAGCCUGGAAACCCGAGGCCUUUCCCGUCCCCCUUUGCUGUCCCCUCCUGAAGGCCUGGGGGAUGCCAUCACCCUGGUGAAUGGGAGGCAGGAGGAUGACAUUGUGGUGAAAGACAGUGAAGGGCUGGACGGUGCCUCUUUGGACUCUCUGCACAACCUUUUUCAUGGCUGGCAAUACCGGUCUCCUUACCAGGCCCCUGAGGUUGCCCUGGGUCCCCUUGCGCCCUUCAGAGCCACUACUGGAGCCCCCUCUCCAGUCAGUUCUCCAGACAGGGACGACCCCGGAAUGGAAGAGCAUCUCGCAGUCAUGCACGAGAAAUUGCGGAAUGAGUUACCAGUCUUCUUCCUAAGGACACAUGACUAUGCAAUCUAUUCCAAGGAUGUAGAGUUUAUCAAUGAAAUACUACAUCUGAGAACACAUGGCCGACCCAUGUACCAGUUGGCGCUGACGUUUUGCCGCUUUAUGGCCUGGAACUAUUUUGCUGAUUUGCGCAUGGAUGUGCUCAAUGUGACACAGCACCCAGAGAACUGGAGCAUCCAGGCCCGGUGGCGAAUUACAGGGCUUCCGUUCCAUGUUCUCCUCCUUCGCUUCUACAAGAAGGACAAGAGUGAACUUUACAGAACCUAUGAUGCCUAUUCCACAUUCUUCCUCAAUUCAGAAGGGUUAAUUAAGUGUCACAGGGUAAGCAAGCUCAUGCCGUCCCAGCCUCUGAUGAACAAGCUGAAGAAGGUUGUCCUUGCGUCCUUAUUGGGCCUCAGUCUUUCAGAUCAGAGGCCGUCACUUCUGCUGUUUUUCUCAGCUCUGGCAGGCAAAGAGCCAGGGGCACCGGUUGGCUGUAGGGAGAGCUGAAGCCCUUUGGUUGUCCUGUCCUCUUGCUCGUAUCUUUCACAGCUAAUCUGUCACAUCGCGGGGUGUGACAAGGAGAACGCCACUAGCAGUCCGUUGUGCAUCCAUGUUGCCUUUGUACAAAUAGUGUGGGCUUCGCCUCAUGUCGCUGCUGUUAACCGCACCAGGAAGCGCUGUAAAGAUGGUUGUAAUUUAAUCUGUAUAUAAUAAAGAGAGGUUUAUGUUGAA
This is a messenger RNA of Anolis sagrei ordinatus, 1553 nucleotides long. Lineage: Eukaryota; Metazoa; Chordata; Lepidosauria; Squamata; Anolidae. The record is from RefSeq and is a predicted model, not a curated record.